CUGCACCUACUUCUGAGUUUUGUGUCAUCAAAGAUGGCGAUUUGCUGAGUGCUCAUGGACACAUCUCAUGGUCAUGGAUAAAUAUUAUCUUGCUUGAACUUGUGGUUAUAUUUGGGGUUUAAUGUCAUUUCUGUUUUACUUUUGAAUAUUUUAAAACACAGCUGUAAUUGAAGCGCAAGGGGAAAACAGCGUUAGCUACCGCAACAAUGCAAAUCACGUUAAAAACACUGCAACAGCAGACCAUUCAAAUUGACAUAGACCCAGAUCAAACGGUGAAGGCACUGAAGGAGAAGAUAGAAGCAGAGAGGGGAAAAGAUAACUUCCCAGUGUCUGGACAGAAGCUCAUAUAUGCUGGCAAAAUCCUGCAAGAUGACACGCCUAUUAAAGACUACAAAAUUGACGAGAAGAAUUUUGUUGUAGUUAUGGUAUCUAAGGCAAAGUCUGCCACAGCUGCUUCAACACCUUCCUCAGAGGCACCCAAGGCCCCUGUCCAGGACUCUGGGUCCUCGUCGUCUGCCGGCCCGGCCCUUGCAGCCAUCCCUAUCCCCUCAGAGGAGCCCACACCUACAGUCGCAGAGCCCCCAGCUCCAGCCAGCUCAGACCCCAGUCUGGAGGUUCAGGGGGGAGAUGCCUCCUCUGCCUUGGUGACAGGAGCGGAGUAUGAGACCAUGCUGACAGAGAUCAUGUCUAUGGGUUAUGAGAGGGAGAGAGUGGUAGCUGCUCUCCGGGCCAGCUUCAAUAACCCCCAUCGGGCCGUGGAGUACCUCCUCACUGGCAUUCCUAGCAGUCCGGUCCAAGAGACUAAUCCCCCAGCACAGCUUCCUGCAUCUGCCCGCACAGGCACAGAGACCCCUACUGUUGCUGAGGGAGAAAACCCUCUGGAGUUCCUGCGUUCCCAGCCUCAGUUCCAGAGCAUGAGGCAGGUGAUCCAGCAGAACCCCUCACUGCUGCCAGCUCUGCUCCAACAGCUGGGCCGGGAGAACCCACAGCUCCUACAGCAAAUCAGCCAGUACCAGGAGCUGUUCAUCCAGAUGCUGAAUGAGCCGGCGGGGGAGGUAGGAGACGUGCCUGGGGUGGGGGACCUGGGUGCUGCAGUGGAGGAGGGAGCUCCAGUCAACUACAUUCAGGUCACGCCUCAGGAGAAGGAAGCCAUCGAGAGGUUAAAAGCGUUGGGUUUCCCUGAGGCGCUGGUGAUCCAGGCCUACUUUGCCUGUGAAAAGAACGAGAACCUAGCGGCCAACUUCCUCCUGAACCAGGGCUUUGAGGAUGAAUGAGAGGCGCUGGCCUGUCCUCCUCUCCAGCCCAGCACAAGGACUGCACCCCACUGUAGAGCAACGAUCUUCAGGUCAUUUCAGAGGGGGGGAGGGAGAGUUAUUGGUGGGAGGUCUUACAAGCUACACAAUGUAUAUGUUGAUCUAAGGGUGAAAGAGGAAUAAUGAAAUCCAUUUGAAUUCCAAUGGAAUGUCUGGGAUUUGUUUAGGGCAGAUAUAUAUUGAGAUUUUAGAAGAGCUUUGGGAAUGGGAGGGAGGGGGCUGAAGGGUUUGUGGAGUGUGUGCGUGUGUACAUGUCUGUGUGUGUGUACAGGUGGAUGCCAUUCAAUUAAGGUGCAAAGUCAUUUAUAUGCAUAUCUAAGCUUGUUAAUGCUGUAGCUCAGGGGUGUCAAACUCAUUCCACGGAGGGCCUAGUGUCUGCAGGUUUUUGGUUUUUCCUUUCAAUAAAGCCCUAGACAACCAGGUGUGGGGAGUUCCUAAC
Molecule: messenger RNA, 1752 nt
Organism: Salvelinus namaycush (lake trout)
Lineage: Eukaryota; Metazoa; Chordata; Actinopteri; Salmoniformes; Salmonidae
Product: UV excision repair protein RAD23 homolog A-like
Exons: 9
Coding region: 207-1274 (355 amino acids)
Biological process (GO): proteasome-mediated ubiquitin-dependent protein catabolic process; nucleotide-excision repair
Cellular component (GO): cytosol; nucleoplasm
Molecular function (GO): damaged DNA binding; proteasome binding; ubiquitin binding
Source: RefSeq, a predicted model, not a curated record